UUCCCCUUUUCUGCCAACAAGACAUUUUUUUUGUGUUUAAUGUGCUUCACUCGAGUCAGGACAAGCCACGAAAUAAAUUUUAUUCCAUUGUAUUCAAUCCACGUCAUUGAUUUUGACUGUAUCGAUUGGCAUCAGCUUGUCCUUUCAACAAUUCAAUUAAAAUUAAUAAUUUGAUACAUAUAAUUAUUAAAAAUAAUGACGACUAAAAAAGUUUUUGUUAAAUCACCAAAAUUAAAAUAUCAUGAUGAAUAUAUUGAAGCUGAGUACGAGUAUCAAACAAGUAAAGUUGAUCCAAUUGUUGAUGGAGCAUCUGAAAUAAUAGUAACACCAGAAUCAAAAACUCUGUUAAUUCGUACAGAAGUAAAAGUACCAAAAGUUGGUUUGAUGCUUGUUGGAUGGGGUGGUAAUAAUGGAACAACAAUAACAGCAGCAUUAUUAGCAAAUAAAAUGAAAUUAUCAUGGGAAACAAAAAAUGGAAUUAAAAAAUCAAAUUGGUAUGGUUCAUUGACACAAUCAUCAACUGUUUGGCUUGGUAUAAAUAAAGGUCAUGAAAUUUAUGCUCCAAUGUCAUCAUUAUUACCAAUGCUUAAUCCAGAUGAUAUUAUUAUUGAUGGUUGGGAUAUAUCAAGUUUAAAUCUUUCUGAUGCUAUGAAAAGAGCAAUGGUAUUGGAUAUUAAUUUACAAAAACAAUUAACAACACAUAUGGAAAAAUUAAAACCAAGAAAAAGUAUUUAUUAUCCAGAUUUUAUUGCUGCAAAUCAGGAAACAAGAGCUGAUAAUUGUUUAUCAGGAACAAAGCUGGAACAGCUAAAUGCAAUUAGAAAUGACAUAUCAUCAUUUAAAAAAGAAAAUAAUUUGGAUAAAGUAAUAAUACUUUGGACAGCAAAUACUGAAAGAUUCAGUGAAAUAAUACCAGGUGUUAAUGAUACAGCUGAUAAUUUAUUAAAAUCAAUAGCUGAUAAUCAUUCAGAAAUAAGUCCAAGUACAAUAUUUUCAGUAGCAUCAUCACUAGAAGGUUGUACAUAUAUUAAUGGUUCACCACAAAAUACAUUUGUACCAGGUGCAUUAGAAAUUGCUGAUAAUAAUGGAACAUAUAUUGCUGGUGAUGAUUUUAAAUCUGGUCAAACAAAAUUAAAAUCAGUACUUGUUGAUUUUUUAAUAUCAGCUGGUAUUAAACCAGUAUCAAUUGUUAGUUAUAAUCAUCUUGGUAAUAAUGAUGGUUAUAAUUUAUCAGCACCAGAACAAUUUAAAUCAAAAGAAAUAUCAAAAAGUAAUGUUGUUGAUGAUAUGGUUGAUUCAAAUAAUAUUCUAUAUGAUGAUAAUAAAAAACCAGAUCAUUGUGUUGUUAUAAAAUAUGUGCCAUAUGUUGGUGAUAGUAAAAGAGCCAUGGAUGAAUAUACAUCUGAAUUAAUGCUUGGUGGUCAUAAUACAAUUGUUGUUCAUAAUACAUGUGAAGAUUCAUUAUUAGCAUCACCAAUAAUAUUAGAUUUAGUUAUAUUGGCUGAAUUAUCAUCAAGAAUAACAAUUAAAGCUAAAGAAAAUAAAGAUGGAAAAUUUGAAAAUUUUCAUACUGUAUUAUCUUUACUAUCAUAUCUUUGUAAAGCACCACUUGUACCAUCUGGUGCACCAGUUGUUAAUGCACUAUCACGUCAACGUUCAGCUAUUGAAAAUAUUCUUCGAGCUUGUAUUGCUCUACCACCAAUUAACAAUAUGCUUCUUGAGCAUAGAAUUAACAUUUCAUAAACAUCAUACAAUAAAUUUUGAUAGGUAUAUAUUUUUUUUGCAUUUUAUAUAUAUAUUUUUACACAAAAUAUUAUAUUAAAUCCAUGAUGACAAUGUGCCAACAAAUAAAAAAAUAUAUAUUUCUUAAAUGUUGAAAAUGUUAAAUGUAUAAUUCAGUAUUGUAAUUUUUUUUUUUUUUUUUUCCACAGCAUAUAAUCCAUACUACAAAAUGAAAAAUUAUAUUAUUAUUUAUAUAAAUAUAUUUUUCAUUUUACAAAAUUAAUAUAUGUUGUGAUUUUUUUGUGAAUUUGAUAUUAAUAAAUAUAUUGAGUACUUAAAUAAAUUACAAGAAUUUUCAAUUUUCUACUUAUUAAAACAACCCCUUGAACAACCAAUGAUCCAUCACUAUCAGUAUCACGUGAUAAAAAAAAAUAUAUUAAAAAAAAUGGCGUUGUUAUCAUUGAAAAUAAAAGAAAAUUGAUAAUAUCCAUGAAAAAUUUCAAUCUUAAAAGUCAAUUAAUUAACGAUUAAAAUAAAAUCAAGAAAAAAGUUCAAUAAAAAAAUAAUUCUCGUGAAAAUUAGGCCAAGAUGUUAUUAUUAUUUUUAUUUCUUAUCUUGAUGCACCACCUUGAUGCAUCCGUGUUGGUGUGUGUGUGUGUUUGACACAUAUUGGGGGUGCACCAUGUCGUUCUAUUAUUGUGUAAGUAAAUAUACAUAUGCACUCGUGUAUUUUUCUAUGUACCAGUGCCGGGGGUUCAAAGUCGUCGUCUGAUGCUUCGUAUAUUGUGAAAAAAAAAAAAGAAAUAAAAAAUAAAAAAAAAUAUCUUAUUGCACUU
Molecule: messenger RNA, 2558 nt
Organism: Aphidius gifuensis
Lineage: Eukaryota; Metazoa; Arthropoda; Insecta; Hymenoptera; Braconidae
Gene: Inos
Product: inositol-3-phosphate synthase 1-A
Exons: 3
Coding region: 196-1743 (515 amino acids)
Biological process (GO): inositol biosynthetic process; phospholipid biosynthetic process
Cellular component (GO): cytoplasm
Molecular function (GO): inositol-3-phosphate synthase activity
Source: RefSeq, a predicted model, not a curated record